Molecule: messenger RNA, 1023 nt
Organism: Phycomyces blakesleeanus NRRL 1555(-)
Lineage: Eukaryota; Fungi; Mucoromycota; Mucoromycetes; Mucorales; Phycomycetaceae
Exons: 4
Coding region: 1-1023 (340 amino acids)
Biological process (GO): proteolysis
Molecular function (GO): serine-type endopeptidase activity
Source: RefSeq, a predicted model, not a curated record
AUGACAGACCAAGAUAUUCCGUCCCAGAUUCCAUUGGUGCCGACUUAUACAUCCAAUACUCACUCUGUGAAACCACACUCGGUUGAGCAGUUCUCCACUAUUCCCAAUGCGUACAUAGUUAUAUCCCACACUAAUCAAAAUCUUGAUUAUGGGAUCAUCCACAAGUACGAAAUAGGGGGCUUCAAAGGAUAUUCUGGAAAAUUCUCUUCAAAUGUAAUACGGAUUAUUCAAACGUAUGAAGAGGUGGAUUAUAUCGAGCAAGAUAAAUAUGUACAAGCAGCAUCUAUUCAAAAGCAAGCGCCUUGGGGCCUGGCUCGAAUCUCACACCGUGAAGAAUUAAACAACCUUACGUUUGAUGAAUACAUUUACGAAAAAGACGGCGGCAAACAUGUUAAGAUAUACAUUCUUGAUACCGGAAUUUAUGACAAACACAAUGAUUUUGAGGGUAGAGCUUCUUUUGGAGUAAAUCUAUUAAAUAAUUCUUCUUCGGAAGGCGACAACGGUCAUGGAACCCAUUCUGCUGGAAUUAUUGGAGGUAAUAUAUACGGAGUAGCCAAAAAAGCCAAGCUAGUCUCUGUAAAAACCUUGGAUGAAGAUGGUACUAGAACAGUAUCAGAUGCUAUAGCUGGAAUUCACUGGGUACUAAAGAGGCAUACAUUCGAUGUUCAGAAAUCUCUUCUUAAUAAAUGGAGAUAUAAAGAAGCCAUCAUAGCCUUAAAUUGUGUCACAACGAUUUCAUUUGUAUUCAACCAAGCCGUUGACGAGGGAACGCAUUAUGGGAUUUCUAUUGUUGUUCCUGCUGGAAAUAGCGGGAAUAAUGCUUGCUAUUAUUCACCACCUUCUGCUGUUGGGGCAAUUAAAGUUGGAGCAUCCACAUACUACGACACAGCUGCACAAUUCUCAAACUACGGAGAUUGUGUAGAUUUAUAUGCACCUGGUCAAAAUAUACUAUCCGCCUGGAAUUCGGACAAGAGCGCAAAAUAUGUCCUUUCAGAACAUCGGCAGCAGCAGCACAUGUUGUAG